This is a messenger RNA of Eruca vesicaria subsp. sativa (arugula), 303 nucleotides long. The record is from the annotation of a GenBank genome assembly. NCBI's taxonomy places the organism in Eukaryota, Viridiplantae, Streptophyta, Magnoliopsida, Brassicales, Brassicaceae.
AUGGGAGCCUGUGGGAGCAAACCUAAGGAAUCUGACAUCGUCGAAAGCCUUGUCCCCACAGACAAUGCUGUUGUUGAGUCCAAGAAUGAAACAGAUACCACAUUAACUCAGGAGAAGAAAGAAGAGUCUAGUGAAGAGGCAAAUAAGGAAAGUGAGACAAAAGAAGACUCCUCUGAGGCAACCAAGGUUGAGCCAACUCCAGAAGCUGUGAAGGCAGAUGAGAAAGCUCCUUCCGAGACUGAGCCACAAACACAAGAGACCGCGCCUGCCAAAACCGAUGAGGCGCCUCUUGUGAUUCUUUGA